Stegodyphus dumicola is the source of this 4306-nucleotide messenger RNA. It is a transcript of the gene Axs, whose product is annotated as Abnormal X segregation. The record is from RefSeq and is a predicted model, not a curated record. Gene Ontology annotation, biological process: chloride transmembrane transport. Lineage: Eukaryota; Metazoa; Arthropoda; Arachnida; Araneae; Eresidae. Gene Ontology annotation, cellular component: plasma membrane. Gene Ontology annotation, molecular function: chloride channel activity.
AUGGCCGAGCGUAGUAACAACUUAGAGAGUCGUAGCCAAAAGGGAAAUAUUGUUGAAAUUGGUGCAAAUGAGAUCAGAUUACUGGAAGCGGCUGAAGUUUUAGAAAUUACUAAAGAGGAUAAAAAUGGAAAUAUCAGGGAGUUUAUUUUUAGUAGCCUUGACUUGUUUCUCAAACCAGGUAUGGAUAUGAAUAAUUUAUUGAGUACUUCUGAAAAACAGAGAAUUGUUUUGGAGGAAAUUAUGGGAAUCAGAUCUAUGGAUAAAAAGAUUUUAACUGGAUAUCCAAAUAUUCAACUAUAUCCUGGUCAAUCGAUCAUUCAAGUUUGUAGAGAUAAUGGAAUUAUUUCCUAUAUUUUCCCUUUGCAUGAACCAGAAGAAUUAAAAACAUUAAAAAAAGUCUGGUCACUUACUUCCGUACCACUUGGUCAUAUCCGUAACUACUUCGGGGAAUCUGUUGCAUUCUACUUUGCAUUUAUUUGCUUUUACACUUGGGCGCUGUUUCCCCCUGCCGUUGUUGGUAUAAUUCAAACUAUAAUUUCAUUUGACAUAUCUCAUUCACAUGUAUUCUUUGCUGUGUUUAAAAUGAUCUGGCUUACUCUCUUCCUUGAAUGCUGGAAACGAAAAAGUAAUGAAUUGGCUUAUCAAUGGGGUACACUGAGACUGGUUACCAUACCGAAACUUCAUCCAACUUUCCGUGGAAAGUAUAUGGGGAUUGAUCCUGUUACCAAGCAGCACAUUCCCAUAUACCCUGGGUACAGACGACAUUUCAAAGUUUACUGUGUGUCUUUACCACUAGUCAUUCUUUGUCUGCUUUUUGCUGUUAUUGUCAUGCUUGCAUACUUUCACAUUGAAAAAAUGGUAAUAAGUUUAUAUGAUGAUGGAAGCUUUCUUGGCUGGGUUCUUUCACAAAUUCCUGGCAUAGUCUAUGCCAUUAUAGUUUAUAUUAUGAAUGUUGUAUAUGCUUACAUCGCAAAUGUUCUUACAGAAUGGGAAAAUCACAAGACUCAAGAAUCAUUUGAUAACCAUCGCAUUGUAAAAUUGCUUUUGUUUGAAUUCGUAAAUAACUUCAUUGCCAUGGGAUACAUAGCUUUUUAUGAGAGGGAUCUGAAUAUGUUAAAAUGGCAAAUAGCAGUUAUGAUGGUUGUAAAUCAACUUUUUAAUCAAUUCCAAGAGGCUGUGCUACCAUUUUUAUUGCAUAAAUUUCGUCAAAGAUGGAAAGCUAAAUCCUUAUCUAUGAUUUUACCGAGAAUAAAGGAUAUCUUAGAGCAGCGUGAAAUGUGGACAUAUGAAGGAACAUAUGAUGACUAUUUAGAAAUGUUUACACAGUUUGGAUAUGUGUUUCUAUUUUCUUCUGUUUUCCCUCUUGCUGCUACUCUUGCAAUACUAAAUAAUAUUGUUGAAAUAUGGAUGGAUGGUUUCAAGCUUUGUUAUUCUUACCAGCGACCUCAAGCUCGUCCUAUUAAAGGAAUUGGUGUUUGGCAGGUUGCCUUUGAGGUGCUAAGUUUACUAGCUGUGAUGAGUAAUUGUGCCCUAAUCAGUAUGUCACCAAUUAUUAGAUCUUAUGCUCCAGAUAUGUCACUUUCAUCAUGGUUAUUAGUUGCAGUUGCUGUAGAGCAUAUCAUUAUUGCUGUGAAAAUGAUUUUGUCUUAUUUAAUAUCUGAUGUACCUAAAUGGGUUAAAGUUGCAAUACAGAAAGCUCAGUAUGAAUCCUUACAAGCUCUCAAGUUGGAGCGCAAGAAGUUAACUAAAGAUAUGCUCAAGUCAAUGAAGCUCAAAAGUUUUGAAAAAAUCGAGUAACUGAAGAAUUUUUCUUGAAAUAAAGUAUAUACAUUCUGGGUGAAGAUGAAUAUGUCAAGUGGUAACCUUUUUUGUAUUGGAAAGCACAUUUUUCUCUCAAGAGUACACUAUGUACCAUUUAAACAUUUAACUUUCUGUGUAAAUGCAACUUCUUCCUGUUUAUAUCAGAAUAAUGCAGUAGCUGCAGUAUUUAUGUCAAGAAUGAGUAUAAUCUUAAAUUUCUACCAAGAUUAUCAGUUUUUAAUUUUUGAAAAUAAACUUAGCAGCUUUUAUGCAUGCUGAUGAAAAUUCAUCAUUGUUUAAAUAUAUAACUUCAUUAAAAUAGAGAUGUCAUCAUUAUAACUUUACUAAAAUAUAGAUUAUGUACAUCUUAGUUUCAUAAGUUUGAUGUAAAUGACAUUCUAAAUCAAUACAUUUGUAAUAAGUACAGUUUUAUGAUUUAUACAUAUAUAUUUAUACUAUUUCAGUGUGAAAUGCAAUUGCAGUGUGAAAUGCAAAUUUCAGUGUCUGCAUUUGUAUGUUGUAUAUAUGCACAGUAUUAUUUUUAAUUUAUAAAUAAUUUUCUGUUUAUCAUGCACUUUUUAAAUAAUUGACCACAAUUUCUGAAGUAUUUUGUUCAUUUCAAAUUUAAUAGUCUUUAUAAGGUGUUCCCCCAUUUUCUGUUGUAUUUCCUUAGACUUAGUGCCCUCCCACUAACAUAAUGCUGCAGCUGAGGAUGCUUCCCUCAAAAAUGUAAUUCUAUAAAUGUAAGUCAUUUAACAUAUUUAAUGUCAAAGUGCAGAAUGAGGUGAUAAAUGUUAAUGAAGCUAAAACAUAAAUUGUAUUGUUCAGUGUAAAAGAAAAUAGUAUUUUAAUAUUCAAAUAAAAACUUUCCUGUGUCCCUAUUUAAGUGCCUAUUUAAAAAUCAAUCUCUUUAAGUAAAAACAGUUAUCCAGAACUCAUUAUCUGAAUUGUUUGGUCUUCCUUUAUAGCUGGUUUAAACUGAGCUUUUUAUUAAUUAAUUUUCACAUUGUUAUUUAUUUUUAUUUAUUGUUUUUUUUUAAAUAAUGCAAAAGGAUGAAAAUGUAUAGUGUAUAUGAAUGUUUGUGUGAAUAUAUAAAUCAGUAUAUUAUGAAAGCUUAAAUAACAUAUAAUGUAAAAAUUAUGGGAAAAUGGACUUUCAAAACUAAAAUCUAGCACUAACACAACUAAGAUUAAUUACAUUUAUUAACUAGAGAGCCUUUCCCCCCAGAAAAAGCAGAGUAAUAUUUGCAUACUCUUUCAUAGUAUAUUUGGGUGUUGUAUGUUGUAUCCAACAUUAGGGUGAUUUAUCCAAUAUUAUUACAGUAUUUUUUUUUCCUUAGGAGUUGAAAUUGUGUUGGGAUAUUUUCUUCAUCUAAUUAACAAUAAAACUGACUUAAAUUAACUUAAUUGGACUAAAAUAGUAAUUUCACUUCUGUUAAAUUUUCCACUGAAAUAGACAGGGACGGUGAAACAUGAUUCAGAUGUUCUUAACUGCUGGUUAGUAUAUAGAGAAAGUCCACCUUUUUCCAUGGAAUCAGCAAUAAGUAAUUUAAUUAAAAAGUAUUUCUGGAAUGUAUCUUUAAUGACAAUAACUUCUCUUGUUACAGUAACUUCUACUCUGCUUUUUUCAGGGGGCUAUCUCUCUAGUUAUUAUAUAUGUAUAUAAAGAACUGUAAGUUAGAUGAAUAGGAGUGGCACAUUUAUUGGCUAAAUUAAUUGUAAGCUAAUAAACAUGCCAUGUAUAUUUAUUUCAUCUAUUUCAAAAGCAUAUUACCAUGAAUCAUUUGAGAAGUACAUAGUUCAUAAAUACUAUUAAAAAGCAAUUACAUACCAAUACCAUAUAUAAAGCUUUCAGUGUUUUGUUUUCUCUGUAAAUUAAGGUGUACCAAGUUUUUUUUUUUUUUUUUUUUUUUUUUUUUUUUUAACAGAAGGAAUAAUUAUGAAGAUGCUAUUAAUCUAAAUUUGUCUUAUUAUGCACAGAUAAAUAUAUAUAAUUUUAGAUUUGUAUAAUUUUUGUUUAAUUUUUAAGGAAAGUGUUAUUUGUUUUUUAAGGAUAAAAUAUUUAUUCAAAUAAAUUCAUGAUUCUAUUUAAAUUAAUAAAACAAAAGAAGUCCAUUCUGCCGUUUGUUUAACAGAAUUAGAAAUAUUCCAAUAUUUUCACUGUAGAAUCUUUAUUAAAGCAUAAUAAUGGAAAAAGUUCCUUUAUUUGCAUUUCUGUAAAUAUACAUUUGACCUUCUGAAGAAAGCAACUAAAUUGUUAUAAUUUUCUGAAUAUUUAUGAAUUAUGGUCAAUGUUAGGGAAGUUAUUUGGAAUUCUCCUGUAUAUCUUUUGUUUUAUAUCUAGUAUGAUUAAAGUACAUCAGUUUAUCUUUCUUUUAGGAAUUCGUAAAUAUUUGUUUGAGGAUUUUAUAAACAUUUUCACUGUUUCAGAAUUAUAUAAAAAUUUAAUACGGUAUCAGAUUAAAAAAUUUCCUGUACAACAAACUUUUAACACUUUCAGUAAUCU